Molecule: messenger RNA, 593 nt
Organism: Orbicella faveolata
Lineage: Eukaryota; Metazoa; Cnidaria; Anthozoa; Scleractinia; Merulinidae
Source: RefSeq, a predicted model, not a curated record
AAACCAUGAUAAUAUAUCAAACGUACCCUUGUUUGUAGGAUACAACAUAACAGAGGUGGCCCAUGACUGUGUCCGAUCAUUGAAAAAUUGGUUUGAGCAAAAGGGCAUCAAGAAUUCAUUUGACACCUGGCAUGGUACUAAAGGAGUGGCACGUGACAUGAAAAAAGUGUGCAGUGGUGCUCAACGUGAUGAGGGGAAGACAUGGUUCUCUGAAUUAUCAGAUAAAGCCAAAGCCACCAAAACACAUUUCUACUGGGCAAUGAGGAACAAUGAUGGGACUGAUGCUGGGUUUCAGAAGUACCUACUCAACAUUGUGGACCAUUACCAGGGCAAGCAUGACCACUGCAAUAAAGAUUCAAGAUGUCAACACCCAGGCUAUGUGUGCAGCAAAAAGCCCUUGACCUCACCACAAGCAAAAGAAGCCUACAUCAAAGCUAUAACAAAGACCACCAUCUACAAGAACCCUUCUGAUUAUCUUCUGGUUAGUGGGCAUGGACAAAAGCAAAUGACAUUUUAAACUCGACCAAGUGCACUGUGGUGCAUAUUGUUGUGUAGAACAAAUUUAUAAGACAAGGAACAUGCCAAUCGCAUAG